Sesamum indicum (sesame) is the source of this 1576-nucleotide messenger RNA. It is a transcript of the gene CPFTSY, whose product is annotated as signal recognition particle receptor protein, chloroplast (FTSY). NCBI's taxonomy places the organism in Eukaryota, Viridiplantae, Streptophyta, Magnoliopsida, Lamiales, Pedaliaceae. Gene Ontology annotation, cellular component: membrane. Gene Ontology annotation, biological process: SRP-dependent cotranslational protein targeting to membrane. The record is from RefSeq and is a predicted model, not a curated record. Gene Ontology annotation, molecular function: ATP hydrolysis activity; signal recognition particle binding; GTP binding.
UCGUUUAUGUGCUUGUUGUGAAGGAGUGAUUUUUUUCUUUCUAUCCAUUACAGCUUCUUCGCCUCAACACAGGAGAAAAAAUGGCUUCUCCUCUACCUUCUCGUCUCCUCCCUCUGCCCUCCAAACCAUCUCCGCCGGCGAAUUCCUCAGCCUCCACCAUUCUUCACUUCCCACCGCAGCGGAACUGUGGAGCCCCACCCCUAAUAUCCCGGUUCAAGUGCUCCGCGGGACAGACGGGCUUCUUCACCAAACUCGGCCGACUAAUCAAAGAAAAAGCCAAGAGCGAUGUGGAGAAAAUCUUUUCCGGGUUUUCUAAAACGAGGGAUAAUUUAGCUGUUAUUGAUGAGCUUCUGCUUUACUGGAAUCUCUCUGAUACUGACAGGGUUUUGGAUGAACUGGAAGAGGCAUUGUUAGUUGCUGAUUUUGGGCCUAAAAUCACUAUAAAGAUUGUGGAGAGCUUGAGGGAUGAUAUAUACUCCGGCAAGCUCAAAUCAGGAAGUGAAAUCAAAGAUGCUUUAAAGAGAAGCAUAUUGAAUUUGCUAACAGCAAAGGGGCUUAAAACCGAGUUGCAGCUCGGUUUCAGGAAACCAGCUGUUAUCAUGAUUGUUGGUGUCAAUGGAGGUGGUAAGACUACAUCACUUGGAAAGCUGGCUAAUAAAUUGAAAAAAGAAGGGACCAAGGUACUGUUGGCAGCAGGAGAUACAUUUAGAGCAGCUGCAAGUGAUCAAUUAGAGAUAUGGGCCGAAAGGACAGGUUGUGAGAUUGUUGUAGCUGAAAAGGAAAAUGCAAAAGCAUCAUCAGUUCUUUCACAGGCUGUAAAAAGGGGAAGAGAACAAGGUUUUGAUGUUGUCCUAUGCGACACAUCUGGACGGCUGCAUACGAAUUAUAGUCUUAUGGAAGAGUUGAUAGCAUGCAAGAAAGCUAUUGGGAAAGUUGUUUCUGGUGCACCAAAUGAGAUCCUGCAAGUAUUGGACGGAACAACCGGUCUAAACAUGCUUCCACAAGCAAGAGAAUUCAAUGACGUUGUCGGAGUAACUGGUUUGAUCCUGACAAAACUUGAUGGUUCCGCCAGAGGUGGCUGUGUGGUGAGUGUGGUUGAUGAGCUUGGCAUUACUGUGAAGUUUGUUGGUGUCGGUGAAGGCGUGGAAGAUCUCCAACCAUUUGAUGCCGAGGCAUUUGUAAAUGCAAUAUUUCCCUGAAUGUUACCGAAUCCUACAUCAUAGUCGAUAAGUUAUCUGCCUGGGCAGUGAUAUUUCCUCAAAGAAAAGUUAACUAGAUUCGUGUGCCGCAAUCGAUGGAUAUACAUAACUGAGAACUGAAGGAUGCGACUUUCAGGCUACUCUCAGGCUUCCAGUAUCACACCACAAGAGGUGGGCUCGACCAAGCAACUACUCGUACUCCUCUUCUCAUAUGGAAUUUUCAUCCACUUAUAUGUACAUGUACGACACUCUUGGGAAUUAAUUUAGGUCAUCUUUAUGGAUUCAAGAAUCUGCAGUUGAGGGCUGUAAUGAAAUCAACUUGUGUAGAGAUCAAAAGGGUUCUUGGCAAAGAUUAUUUUACAGCUUGAUGCUAACUA